AUGAAGGAGCUGAAGCGGUUCGACCUUCUUCGCAAAACGCUCUCUCGCAACUCCGACGACAAACAUCUUAUGGAAUCGCUAACUCGGAGCCUACUCGCUUGGCAUAGAUCUAAAGAGAAUCCUAAUGCAUCUACCAUCAACCGCUACAGCGAACGUAUCAGAGAGCUAGAAAACAGGGACGAGACACAGCCGGAAGUCGCCGAGUACGAGCUAGAGAAAGAUAUCAGCGCGCCCAUAAUUCAUUUCGGAAACUGCAAAGGCGAAGACGUCCAGGAUCCGCAGGUGUGGAAUAGCUUUCCUAACCAGAAGACCUCUAUUCGUGGCCUUCUUGGCCAUCGAGAUAGCCCAGAUAAGAGCAGUAAUCUGCUCCGUCGGGACCAGUCAUCCAACCGCGUGAGGUAUUUCCAUAUACCAUCUAACAAUAUAGAUUGGGCUGAGCGUGCAAUUGGGAAAUACUUCGACGAAAAACCUCCUGACUUCGAUGCCACACACCGCGAGCUCUUCCGAGAAAAGAAGACCAGAGCUUACAUGGUGCUCAGAAGUCCAUACUGGCGUGGUAUGAUGCAUGGGAGACAAGAACACUCUCCUCCGCAUGCGAGGCACAUGAAGUCUCUAUGCGAGAUGGUGUCAUCAAACCCUUCCGAAAUCGAUAACUUCCCGAAUAACAUGGUUCUUUUCAUGCCAUAUCUCCACUGGGACACAUCGAGAAAACAAGAGCAGUUCGCUACUGAGAUGGAAAAUAUCACGAAAAAGCGUAGAGACGAAUAUAGACAGAAUUCCGGACAACAGUCUCUCAGCGACACUUGCCAAGCUAACGAAAAGAAUAUUAAGAUAGAUCCUAAGAGGUUAUUUAAAAUACGGAAGCCGAAAAACUCCGGCCCCGAGGCCAAAGAAAAGAUGAUGAAUAAAGUGAUGAGGAAGUGGCCUAACAUCCCGCUUUUUGUAGAUGACAAUGGGCGCGUGAAAAUACAGAAUCCUCUAGGUCAGCUUCUUCUCGACGCUGCAAGAUUGUACGAGGGCAUGUCGAACUACCGCGACAAAAUGCUGCUCCGUUCUUAUCUUGGACCGGGUCAGAUCCGUACCGUAUUCGACCUGGCCCUGAUUAUCAUCGACGAGUGUUCCAAUACAUUUUUUGAGAGGACGGAUACCCUGGAUCGACAACCUCAAGUGCUUGAUAUUUUCUCCCACGCCAUCGGCCAUAUUAUGCAUAACCAAACCUUAGCUUUCGAGAAACUAUGGCACUGGACCGACGACGCCCGGAAGAUCUACCAGACGAAGACGAAGGGCGACAUAUCCGAGCUCUAUGUGCCGCUCCUCGACAUCAACCCGGAGGGGAAGCUCGAGCAGGAGAUCAAAGACAUCAUCGAAGAGUUGGACAUCAUGAUAUAUAUCACUAAGAUCUACAAGAGGAUUCUCUCGCAGUUCAUCCUAAACGCCGAGAGCGUCCUGGACCCGGAAGGCGAGUUCAGCCCCGACGAGAAACGGAGUAAGACAGGUAGGAGUCUGAGGGUCAAGUUCAGGAAUAGGGAGAGCGAACCGAGAGGUGCGCAGCAGCAGGGGGGCGAGGCCGAACCGGGGAGCAAGGAGAAUAAGCAGAAAGACUAUGAUUGGUUCAAGAUCAACGCCGACGAGAGGCUCAAGAUCGUCGGGGGCCGGAUCGAGGAGCUGGAAGAGCUACGCACCAGCGCCGUCAACACUACCGACAGCGUUAAGGACUUGUUGGAGCUGAAGCAGCAGCAAGCCAGCGUGGUCCAGGCCUGGCAGGCGGUGAAGCAGUCUGAUGAGAGCAUCAAGCAGGGCCGGUCCAUCAUGAUGUUCACGCUAGUCACCAUCAUCUUCCUUCCCCUGUCCUUCAUGUCGAGCGUCUUCGGGAUGAACAACAAGCAAGUCACCUCCGAGACGUGGUCGAUAGGCGAGGAGUUUACCUACAUGUUCUCCAUCUCGGCCGCCGUCAUCAUCGUGAGCCUGCUGCUCGCCUUCGGGGGCUGGAUCCGCGCCUUGUUCUACUACGCGUGGAAGACGGCCGGGACGCGCGUGCUCGUCCGCUUGGGCGCCUAUGCCUUCUGGCUCGAGUACGACGUCCGCGCCGCCGUCGACCGCCUCACCCACGACGUCCGCGAAGAUCGCGUCGAGCGCCGCGCCGAGGCCCAACGUCUUUUCGUCCAGGCGAUCCGCGCCGAAGCGGAGCGCCCCCGCGCCCGCGAUCCUCCUGCUGCUGCCGGCGCCGCUAUCGACUCCGACGCAACCUCUGAUACUGCCACCCAAAACGGGUUGCGUUGGCCAGAGACAUGGGUGAGCUGUUGGGGACGUAGGAGAAACGAAAGUAAACUGGUCGGGGAAGUCUGAGCUAAAUACUACGAGAAGGCGGUGGAGGCGAAAAGGUUGAAGAGAAUUAAAAAAGUGUUUUGCCAGUCUAACAUGUAUCUAACUAAAUUUACCAUCAUUAAUACAAAGCCACCCAUCGUACGCACAUAUCCCUAAAGCUAAAGCUCGCCGGCGUCCUCCGCCACCUCGCUCUGCUGUCCUGCCAGGACGUCCUGAGCCUUCUCCUCCGCCAGUACGGGUG
This is a messenger RNA of Durotheca rogersii, 2566 nucleotides long. RefSeq lists its product as uncharacterized. Gene Ontology annotation, molecular function: metal ion transmembrane transporter activity. Gene Ontology annotation, biological process: metal ion transport; transmembrane transport. The record is from RefSeq and is a predicted model, not a curated record. NCBI's taxonomy places the organism in Eukaryota, Fungi, Ascomycota, Sordariomycetes, Xylariales, Xylariaceae. The coding region runs from base 1 to 2346 and encodes 781 amino acids. Gene Ontology annotation, cellular component: membrane. The transcript has 11 exons.